Molecule: messenger RNA, 3953 nt
Organism: Xiphias gladius (swordfish)
Lineage: Eukaryota; Metazoa; Chordata; Actinopteri; Istiophoriformes; Xiphiidae
Product: coatomer subunit beta'-like
Exons: 22
Coding region: 100-3852 (1250 amino acids)
Biological process (GO): intra-Golgi vesicle-mediated transport; endoplasmic reticulum to Golgi vesicle-mediated transport; intracellular protein transport
Cellular component (GO): COPI vesicle coat
Molecular function (GO): structural molecule activity; protein binding
Source: RefSeq, a predicted model, not a curated record
ACUUUCUCCGCUGAGAUCCAGCGGAGGAGCCCGACGAGGGCAGCAGGGAGGCCGGUCUCUUCACUGGACAGACUCGCAGAGACCCACUGACUUGGAAACAUGCCUCUGCGGCUGGACGUCAAGCGGAAGCUGACGGCUCGAUCGGACCGGGUGAAGAGUGCGGACUUGCACCCCACUCAGCCCUGGAUGGUGGUCAGCCUCUACAGCGGCAGUGUGGUGGUCUGGAACCAUGAGACACAGAUGAUGGUGAAAACCUUUGAGCUGUGUGAGCUGCCUGUCAGAGUGGCCAAGUUUGUAGCCAGGAAACACUGGGUGGUCGCUGGAGCAGACGACAUGCAGAUCCGUGUGUUCAAUUAUAACACUCUGGAGAGAGCUCACAUGUUUGAGGCUCACUCGGACUACAUCCGCUGUAUCGCUGUCCACCCUACACAGCCCUACAUCCUCACCAGCAGUGAUGACAUGUUGAUCAAGCUGUGGGACUGGGACAGAAAGUGGGCGUGUACUCAGGUGUUUGAGGGGCACACUCACUAUGUCAUGCAGAUUGUCAUCAACCCCAAGGACAAUAACCAGUUUGCCAGUGCUUCUCUGGACAGAACUAUUAAGGUUUGGCAACUGGGCUCCAAGACGCCUAACUUCACUCUGGAGGGCCAUGAGAAGGGAGUGAACUGUAUUGAUUACUACAGUGGAGGAGACAAGCCCUACCUCAUAUCAGGGGCUGAUGAUUGCCUCGUCAAGAUCUGGGAUUAUCAGAACAAAACUUGUGUCCAGACCCUGGAGGGUCACGCCCAGAAUGUGACGUGCGUUAGCUUCCACCCCAAGCUGCCAAUCAUCCUCACAGGCUCUGAGGAUGGCACUGUUCGAGUGUGGCACUCCAACACUUACCGACUAGAAAACACACUCAACUAUGGCAUGGAGAGGGUGUGGUGUAUAUGUGGGCAGCCUGGCUCCAACAGUGUGGCUUUGGGCUACGAUGAAGGCAGCAUCAUCAUCAAGCUGGGUCGGGAGGAGCCGGCCAUGUCAAUGGACUCCAGUGGGAAGGUCAUGUGGGCUCACCAUUCCGAAGUCCAGCAGGCCAACCUGAAAGCCAUGGGAGAGGCUGAGAUCAGGGAUGGAGAGAGGCUGCCGCUGGGUGUUAAAGACGUGGGCAGCUGUGAGAUCUACCCCCAGACCAUCCUGCACAGCCCCAACGGGAGGUUUGUUGUGAUGUGUGGCGAUGGGGAGUAUAUCAUCUACACCGCCAUGGCCCUGAGGAACAAGAGCUUUGGCUCGGCCCAAGAGUUUGUCUGGGCACAUGACUCCUCACAGUAUGCCAUAAGGGAAGGCAACAACUUGGUCAAAAUCUUCAAGAACUUUAAAGAGAAGAAGGCUUUUAAACCUGACUUUGGGGCUGAAGGUAUCUUUGGUGGCUUCUUACUGGGAGUGAGGUCAAACAGCGGCCUCGCCUUCUACGACUGGGAGAGUACUGAGCUAGUCCGCCGUGUCGAGAUCCAGCCCAAACAUAUCUUCUGGUCUGACUCUGGAGAGCUGGUGUGUAUCGCUACAGAUGAGUCUUUCUUUGUGCUACGCUAUCUGCCAGAGAAAGUGUCAGCGGCCCAGGAUUCCAAGCAAGAGAUGUCUGAAGAUGGCAUAGAGGACGCCUUUGAGGUGCUGGGGGAGGUCCCAGAGGUGGUGAAGACAGGAGUGUGGGUGGGAGACUGCUUCAUUUACACCAGCUCUGUUAACAGACUCAACUAUUAUGUUGGAGGAGAGAUCAUCACCAUUGCUCACAUGGACAGGACCAUGUAUCUGCUAGGAUAUAUCCCCAAGGAUGACCGUAUCUACCUUGGAGACAAGGAACUGAACGUCAUCAGCUACUCCCUGCUGCUUUCUGUGCUGGAAUACCAGACAGCUGUUAUGAGGAGGGACUUCAGCACAGCCGACAAGGUUCUACCCACAAUCCCCAAGGAGCAGAGGACCAGGGUAGCCCAUUUCUUGGAGAAACAAGGUUUCAGACAGCAGGCCCUGGCUGUGUCCAUAGACCCAGAGCACAAGUUUGAACUUGCACUGCUGCUGGGAGAGCUCAAGAUAGCCUAUCAACUGGCCUUGGAGGCAGAGUCGGAGCAGAAAUGGAAGCAACUGGCAGAGCUCGCUACAACAAAGUGCCAGUUUAGCCUAGCCCAGGAGUGUCUGCACCAAGCUCAGGAUUAUGGGGGAUUAUUGCUGCUGGCCACUGCCUCAGGCAACACGAACAUGGUGGGCAAACUGGCCGAGGGGGCAGAGAGGGAUGGGAAGACUAAUGUGGCCUUCCUCACCUACUUCAUGCAAGGAAGACGGGACAAAUGUCUGGACCUUCUCAUCAAAACAGAUCGGUUGCCAGAGGCUGCAUUCCUGGCAAGAACUUAUCUGCCCAGCCAUGUGUCAAGGGUGGUGAAGCUGUGGAAGGAGAGUCUGUCCAAGGUCAACCAGAAGGCAGCAGAUGCUCUGGCUGACCCCACCCAAUACAGCAACCUGUUCCCUGGCCUCCAGCAAGCCCUGCUGGCUGAGCAGUACCUGAAGGAGACGCAUGUCAGGGUCCGACCUGCUGCAGAAUACCCACUCAUCAUGCCAAAUGAGGACCGUAAUGUUCUGGAGGAAUCUGCAGAUUUUGUGUCCAGAGAAGAGCUCAAUGGGCCAGAGGAAGUGGUGGAAAGCAUGAAUGAAAACUUCACAGUAGCAGCAGCAACAGAACCUGUACCUCAAGAGGCAGCAGUAGUGGAGGUGCCCAUCCCACUAAAACAGGAGACGACUGAUCUUGUUUCAACAGCAGAAGAAGAAUCCAUUCCAACAGCAGCGUCCCCUCUUCCUGUCACCAUAACACUAGAGCAUGUUGAGCCAAAACAAGAAGAAGCUGCGUCCCCUGAGGGGGCUGCAUUUGAACCGGAGGUGGCAGCAAUAAAGGAAGACACCAUCACUAAAUUGGAGGAGGCUUCAGUCUCUGCAGAGGAAGACAUUUUGGAGGAGUCCGCCAUAGAGAUUACCGCCAAAGAGCCAGAGAUGCUACAGUCCAGACCUGUAGUGGAAGUCCAGUCUCCGAUUGAGGAGGAUGUUCAGGAAAUGUCUCCGGCGACUGAUUCCGUUCCUGCUGCCUGUGUUCCUGAAACAUGUCUUACUGAGACAACAAUGGAAACAAUCACGGCAACAGAAGAAGCACCAAGUGAGACAGUGGCAACAAAAACCAUUGCAACAGAGGAUGUCCUAGUUACCACUGCAUUAAAAAUUGAUACUGAUGUAAUAGCAUCAGAAUCUGUAGCAGCUGGGGAAAUGCCUGUUUAUGACCAGCUUGAAAAAGAUGUAAUCUCUUUAGAUGCACCCCCAAUCAUAGAUACAGCAGCAGCAGCAGUAGAAGAAACUCCUGUUACCACGGAACCUGUUUUGGACACAGCACCAUCAGCUGUAGCAGUGAAGGAGCUCAUCUCCUUCGAAAACACGGACAGCUCGCUGCCGGAUGUUCCUGUCCAAGUCAUGGCUAUUCCAGAGUUUGUCCUCGAUCCACUGCUAGGCCCACUUGAAGGCACAAUGCCUGUAUUAAAGCCAGACCCUGCAGAAGAACCAGAAGAAGGACAGUCCACAGCGCUCCCAGUAAAGCCUGAGGAUAAUCUGGAGCCUCCUGUGCCUCCACAGGCUGAGCCAGAGGUUUUAUCCCCGGUGGCAGCUCCCUCACAGGGGGACAUAGCAUUGGGGGGGGCAGAUCCUGAGGGAGCUGAAGAACCAGCGGAGGAGCUCGAGGCGGAAAUGAAUGAGGAGGUCCUGGAUGAUCUGGAUCUGGACAGUUUUGACUUGGAAGAUAUCGACACCAAAGAUGUCAACCUAGAUGAGGAUUUCUUGAGUGAAUAGGAGGAAAGCCAAACUCUCCAGUUUUUCAGCGACCAAACACAAGAGGGCUGUAUUCCAGGACCACGAUAAGCUGUCAACAUAGUAAAAUGCCUUUUAAUUCA